AUGGCACAUCAGAAAAGUCGAAGUAGUACCGGCUUUUCAAAUGACCUAAAUUCUUUAGAGUUAUGUAGAAUUUGUAAUAAAGUUGUAGGGAACAUCGCAAUUUUCAGCAGUCGAAAUUGUUUCAAUAUAGCAAAUGAAAUCAAAAAAGUGUCUGGAAUUAUUAUUGCUAAAAGUGACAAACAUUCAAAACAUAUUUGUCAUAAAUGUUUAAAUUUGCUUCAAAGCUGCAUAUUAUUUCGUGAUUAUUGCCAAAAAAGUGAACAGAGAUGUAAAGAAGUUUUAAACAGAAAUGAAAACUCAAAUAGUGUGAAUAAUAGGGCUACAAUUUUGAUUAACAAAAGUUCAUCUUUGAAUAAUGAAACUUCCCUAACAAUCUCUGAGGAAAAUGUGGUUCUGUGGCUGUGUCCUAUUUGCAAUGCAGAGUUUAUUGACAGGGAUGCCUACACUUCACAUUUGAGUACAUGCGAAUCAGAAAACUUUACUUCUAUGAAAGGAAAAAAGAAGAAAAGGAAGCCAGUGAAAUGUAAAAUUUGCGGAAAAAUGACAAUGAAUGUUACAACUCAUAGAUAUACACAUCAAACUAUCUUUCCAUACCAUUGUGAUAUAUGUCCAUACAAAGGAAAAAGUGUAUAUUUAUUGCGAGUUCAUAAAAUAUCCCAUUUGAAAAAUAAACCUUUCAAAUGUCAUCAAUGUCCAAAGGCAACAUCUACAUCAAGUAAUUUGCAAAGGCACAUACGUAUGGUUCACUCUAAAACUCUGCCAUUUAAGUGUCCCUACUGCCGAAAGGAAUUUUCAAAAAAGCUUUUAAUGAUUGAACAUGUCAGAUGUGAACACUUAUAA
Molecule: messenger RNA, 840 nt
Organism: Leptosia nina
Lineage: Eukaryota; Metazoa; Arthropoda; Insecta; Lepidoptera; Pieridae
Source: the annotation of a GenBank genome assembly